Molecule: messenger RNA, 5095 nt
Organism: Acipenser ruthenus (sterlet)
Lineage: Eukaryota; Metazoa; Chordata; Actinopteri; Acipenseriformes; Acipenseridae
Product: hypoxia-inducible factor 1-alpha-like
Exons: 16
Coding region: 972-3269 (765 amino acids)
Biological process (GO): cellular response to hypoxia; regulation of transcription by RNA polymerase II
Molecular function (GO): DNA-binding transcription factor activity, RNA polymerase II-specific; protein dimerization activity; RNA polymerase II transcription regulatory region sequence-specific DNA binding
Source: RefSeq, a predicted model, not a curated record
GCUUUUACCAGGGGAUACCAAUGCAGUAGACUUUGAGAAGGGGGGCUGGUUCAUUAUCGUCUCUGUGCUUUACUACACUGUGCUGUGCUUUUACCACAGAGUACCGCAGUAAACUCUUAAAAGCAGAAGGCCUGAUUAAUAAGCUUGCCUCAACCAAGAGUCAUUAGGAACGAGCAGGCUGGGAGAGUGAAAGAAAAUGGAAUUCAAACCACAGGAAGUAAAUUUCAAUAAAUCACCAGAACUUGACAACUUUUGGGAAGGCAAAAGGCCUUUUCUCAGCUGCCUGUCUCCACAGUACACAGCCAGCCGAUGCGAUAGGGAGCAGGGAGAAAGAGGGAGGCAGACCCAGAGAAGAUCCCAAACCAGAACGCCAAUUCUGAGCACAAACUGGAACUACAAACUGGGAUCAUUUUGAAACCGGGCAGCUGAGUCGAGUGGGAUUGUUUUACGGCACAGCUUGAGAAUACAACAAAACAGCACUUCCUGGACCUGCGAUGGAAGCAGUUUGACGGUUAAAUGAUCAUUUGGACUCUCUUUGCACAGCGCAGAUAUAAAACUGCAAACAGCGGGAAAAAAAUGGAUUCGAUUUUAACUCCAGAUGUUGUACCUUUUUUGCGGGCAGUACCCUAGUGUGCAGUGAUAGCGAAACCUUUUUAAAAUACUGGAUUCAGUUAAUAUUACUGUUUUGCGGGUAUUUACCCUGAUUCCAGCUGACUCCAUUAUCCACACUUUCCAGUUAACAAGGGAAUCCCGAGCUCUUUCCGGCGAGGUGCAGCGAGGUCAACGCUUCGUCAGGGUUAGAAAUGGCCAGUUUGGGAUUGGAAGUCGUCCCACGGGACCGCUCGCUCUGACCGGCUGCCCAAAGGACUCCUAUAAACCUCCACUGGCUUGCGUUGUCUUGGGUGUGCUCGGAGAGGCGGAGAGAGAAGUCCCGGGCCGCGGCGCAGAGCCGGAGAGGCAGGGAGAGCGAGAUGUUCACAGAGCUGGCACUGCAGCUGCCCCUGCCCCACAGCACUGCCCUCCACCUGGACAAGGCGUCCAUCGUGAGACUGACCCUGAGCUACCUGCGACUGCGAGCCCUGCUGGACACAGCAGGUGCAGGUGACCGCAAGGCGGACAGUGAGGACAGAGACACAGUCCUGGGGGCGUCGAUAGAGGGGUUCCUGCUGCUCAUCUCCCAGAGCGGCCACAUCGUGUACACCUCCGAGGCCGUGGCCAGCCACGUGGGCAUCCACCAGAUGGAGCUUAUCGGGCAGAGUGUUUUUGAGUUCAUCCACCCCUGUGACCAGGACGAAAUGAACGAGGCUCUGAACUCUAAGCAAGAGCCCUCAGUGGUGGGGAGAAGGCGGGACUGUGACUUCUUCCUGAGAAUGAAGUGCACUCUGACCAAUCAGGGCCGCACUGUCAACCUCAAAUCAGCUUCCUGGAAAGUCCUGCACUGCACAGGCCACUUGAAGCUGCCCUGCCCCUCACAGACCCCCUACGGGACCCCCAAGGGCUGCCUGGUCCUGCUUUGUGAGCCCGUGCCGGUCCCCAGCAGCAGUGACUGCAGCCUGAACCCCAACACCUUCCUGACUCGACACAGCAUGGACAUGAGCUUCACCUACUGCCACCCUAGGGUGAAGGAUUUGCUGGGUUAUGAGGAAGGUGAGCUGCUGGGACGCUCAGUGUAUGAGUUCUGCCACGCUGUGGACACGGACCACGUCAGGAGGACUCACCACAGCCUGCUCAGUAAAGGCCAGUCCUCCACCGGUCUCUACCGUCUCCUGGCCAAAAGGGGCGGCUACGUGUGGGUGCAGACCGACGCAGCGGUCAUCUACGACAGCCGGAGCGGUCAGCCACAGAGCGUGAUCUGUGUCAACUACAUCCUGAGUGGUCUGGAGGAAUCGGAGGUGAUUUUCUCAUUGGAGCAGACAGAGUCUCUUCUCAAGCCCCGCCCCUCCGUCGCCACGGCAACACCCGACGACGCCCACCUGCUCUUCACCGAGCUGUGGGAGGAGCCCGAUGAGCUGGCACGACUGGCACCCGAGCCUGGCGAUGACAUCAUAGCGCUGGACUUCGAGAGCAGCGACAGGGAGUUGGAGCAGUUUGAUGUCCUCCCGGUCUACUGGGCUCCCCUGGGGUACGGGGCAGAGCGCUGUGGGACACAGACCCCCUCCCCAACCCCCUUCAGGGGGUACCCCAACCAGGGGUCCUGCGAGACAUCAACAGAAAGCUGCGAGGUCACUUCCUUUUCUGAUUCCGAACCCCCAGAGGAGAACCCACACAGCCAGCCGGUCCUGCUGAUAGAACCCAUGUUUGAGCCGAGGGAGCAGAACCAGGAUAAGAGCCAGGAGGACUUGAGUAAGCUGGACUUGGAGACCCUGGCUCCAUAUAUCCCUAUGGACGAUGAAGACUUCCAGCUGACCCCCAUCAAUGAGGGGGCAGAGGAGUGGGGUUCGGGGCAGGGGGAGGUGGGGGAGGCCAGCUGCUUCACUCUCCCCUCCCUGGAGCUGAGAGAAGAGCGGUACACAGCCCCCACCUUUCAGGGGACCAACCUACCCAAACACCCCAGUUUCGGGAGCCCCCUCUGCCCCCAGGUUCCCCCCAGAAGUCAGCAGCGAGGGGUGCUGUGGCCCUCUGACCCCCCUUUCAGCAGGGCCAUCAAUGGGACCCCCCAGCGCCCAAACUGGCUUCAGCAGACCCCCUGUUCUGCAAGGACCUCUACAAAUAUCACACUACAAGAAACCAGGAACACAUUGGAGGAGUACUUCCAUGGAAACAGUUGUCGGGUGAACGGAACGCUCAGCCUUAGCAACAGCCUGAAGAGGAGACCGCAGACUUCUGUGUCCCAGUCCAGCCAGUCGAACACAGAGUGCACGUGUGAACAUCUGGGGGAACCAAUCCACUGGAAGAGAAUCAAACUCCCUCUGAGGACCAAUCAAAACACCGCCUGCAUUCCACAGACGGAGGGAGACGCCUGCUGGUGGAGCUCAGGUCAGACCCCUUGUCAUUGGCAGACAGAUCAGAGAGGCACCGUGCCCUGGGGGCCGUGGGCAGGAGCAGCUACAGCGGGCACGGCUGACCACUGCAGUGCCACCCAGCCACCAGACCCCACUCCCUGGAAACCAGAGCUGUCCUCCUGUCUGCUGUCCAGUCCUGCUGACCGCUCUGUGCUGCCGGUGCUGACCCGCUGGGAGUGCGAGGUCAACGCCCCUCUGACCGCUGCGUCCCGCCUGCUUCACGGGUCCGAGAUCCUCAGAGUGCUGGACCAGCUGUGUCCAGACUGACCACCGAGACGGCGUGAAUCACCACGGCAGCGUCAGGACCACCAAACAAUACCACUGGACGUGCUGGAAGACCGAGCAACACUUCUUCCAAAAUAAUAAGCAGUAUACGUGUUUAGCAUCAUGUAGUAUUUCAAUCCUAUAGUAUAUCGGUGUGCCGGGGCUAAGAGUGCAGUCUUACCUUAUAAAAGUUUACAAUGGUAAAUGUGCAUGGUAAUUCUGCAGUUUUCCCCAAUGCAUUUACCACACUUUAACAUUGUUUACCAUUGUAUGCUUUACUAUACCUCUCUAGGCUUUACCAUGAUUUCACUAUGCCUCAUCCAUUGUGCUUUUGCUAUGGUGGACUUGAAGCAUGGAGAUUCCUAACUGCCAGCCCCACCUCCUCUCUGUUCUGUAUGCACGUGGUGUAGGUGGGGUUGGGAGAGUUAAACGCUCACAUGGUCAUAUGAAUUGAAAUGAGAAAGGAUGUUCAGUCCUGGCAGUUAGGAUUCUCCAGACCAGAUCAAAGCAGCUCUAAGGCAGGUACAGGCAGGGUUAGAGAAAAAUGAUAAGAGAUUAAUAAUGGAGCAACAGAACUCAGAAUUAGGACCACAAGAGAAUAGUAGGGAAAUAUAUUUAAAAAAAAAUUAAAAAAGAAGCAUUUAAAAUGAAGCUAAUUACUAUCUAAUCUCUUAUUACAAUUACUGUAGGCUGUGUGAUUUCACUAUAGAUUUGAUUAUAGAAGACAUACACUACACAACUCUAUACAGUAUACUGUAGGAACGCUUUUAAGGCACAGCAUACAAUAUUAUCAUGAUAUUACACUCCUCCGGUAAAGCAGUGUGCACGUUUAUUAGAACACCCCAUUGCUUCUGUAUUAGAACACCCCAUUGCUUCUGUAUUAGAACACCCCAUUGCUUCUGUAUUAGAACACCCCAUUGCUUCUGUAUUAGAACACCCCAUUGCUUCUGUAUUAGAACACCCCAUUGCUUCUGUAUCAGAACACCCCAUUGCUUCUGUAUUAGAACACCCCAUUGCUUCUGUAUCAGAACACCCCAUUGCUUCUGUAUCAGAGCACCCCAUUGCUUCUGUAUUAGAACACCCCAUUGCUUCUGUAUCAGACCACCUCAUUGCUUCUGUAUUAGAACACCCCAUUGCUUCUGUAUUAGAACACCCCAUUGCUUCUGUAUUAGAACACCCCAUUGCUUCUGUAUCAGAACACCCCAUUACUUCUGUAUCAGAACACCCCAUUGCUUCUGUAUCAGAACACCCCAUUGCUUCUGUAUCAGACCACCCCAUUGCUUCUGUAUUAGAACACCCCUUUCCUUCUGUAUUAGAACACCCCAUUGCUUCUGUAUCAGAGCACCCCAUUGCUUCUGUAUCAGACCACCCCAUUGCUUCUGUAUUAGAACACCCCAUUGCUUCUGUAUCAGAACACCCCAUUACUUCUGUAUCAGAACACCCCAUUGCUUCUGUAUCAGACCACCCCAUUGCUUCUGUAUUAGAACACCCCUUUCCUUCUGUAUUAGAACACCCCAUUGCUUCUGUAUCAGAGCACCCCAUUGCUUCUGUAUUAGAACACCCCAUUGCUUAUGUAUUAGAACACCCCAUUGCUUCUGUAUUAGAACACCCCACUGCUUCUGUGCUUAUGAAAUCAAACCACUGGAACUGAACAGCUUGGGAAAUUGUCAAAAUAGGCAAAUUAGUAAUUGUCUAAUUUAAUUGAUGACUUUAAUAAGCCACACAUGCAAUUCAUUUAAAAUAGGAACACACAGCCACACAUGGUAAAAUGCAGGAUAAUUUUUAGAAGUUGUUCAAGAUGACUAAUUAAAGCACAAAGUGGUCUGACA